Molecule: messenger RNA, 855 nt
Organism: Penicillium waksmanii
Lineage: Eukaryota; Fungi; Ascomycota; Eurotiomycetes; Eurotiales; Aspergillaceae
Product: putative LaeA-like methyltransferase
Exons: 4
Source: RefSeq, a predicted model, not a curated record
CUACCGGGUCAACAGACCUAUCUCCUUGGUCGAGAUCGUGCCGAAACUGAACGUUUGAACAAACAACACCACUUCCUGAUGGAGCUCCUGGGACAUCAAUACGUUCAUCCCUCCAUUCCGAAGAAUCAGAUCACGUCAAUCACGGAUCUAGGUACUGGUACUGGAAUCUGGCUCAAAGAAAUUGCGCGAACUCUUCCCACCAGCAUUCCACCACUACACCUGCAAGGCUUCGACAUCUCCGCGGCACAAUUCCCUCCCCAGCCCCAGUUUCAUGGCCCUGGAAAAACAUGGAUCCUGCUGAGCGUGCAAGACAUCCUCAAAAAAUGGUCCGCAGAGCACAAGGGACGUUAUGACUUUGUGCAUAUCCGUCUUCUCACAGCAGCCCUCAAGACCGAGUCUUACAAGGUUGCGUUGAAGAAUGUGCGCGACUUGCUGAAGCCCAACGGCUACAUCCAAUGGGAAGAAGUUGACACCACAGCCUUCCACACCGAAAAAACUCCCCAAAUUCCCGCAGUUGCCAAGAUGUCCCAAUCAGUUCGACACGCCAUGAUCAAGAUGGGCAUGAGUCCCUUUGCGCCCGAGCGCGUCUACGACGAGCUCUGCUCUAGCGAAUUCCGAAACAUCCACCGUCAGACGUACACUACAAAGGGCAAGGAGUACCUGCAUGAUGCGGCUCAGGAGUGGGUAGUUAGUGUUAUCCGAGCCCUGGUUGUCCCUUCCAUGGUCAUCACGGGAGAAGCUAUGGAUGAGGCGCAUGCGAAGAGUCAAGUUGAGAAAUUGAUUGCUGAAUUUGAGGAGCAUUGUAAACAUGCGUUUCCGCUAAUCAACUUUACUGUUGUUGUUGCGCAGCUCUGA